Daphnia carinata is the source of this 1498-nucleotide messenger RNA. Its product is annotated as glutamate receptor ionotropic, delta-1-like. Lineage: Eukaryota; Metazoa; Arthropoda; Branchiopoda; Diplostraca; Daphniidae. Gene Ontology annotation, cellular component: membrane. Gene Ontology annotation, molecular function: ligand-gated monoatomic ion channel activity. The transcript is spliced from 9 exons. The record is from RefSeq and is a predicted model, not a curated record. Bases 22 to 1437 code for a protein of 471 amino acids.
GAGACACACUUUUUAUUCGUCAUGUCUUGUUCAGCCUUACCUUUCAUGGUUCUUACGAUUUGGUUCAAUGCGUUAAAUACGUUAGCCUUGACGGUGAAUCCACUUAAUGGUAAACAUCUCCGAACCAUCUGGCCGCGCUGGAGUGGUAAUCCAAAAGGAUUGUCAGGUCCGCUUAAAGGGGGCGUGGUGCUUGAAUAUCUGGCAACUCGCUUUAAUUUCACGUACGAGAUGGUCAGAGUGGCAGAGAACCGGCUGGAGCCACCAGAAAAAGGAAAAGGACUUUUCAGCUACUUAUGGGAUGCACAAUGCGAUUUGCUACUGCAAGACGUAGUGCCGACAUUUCGGCGUCUGCAGAUUGUCGACAUGACGCUGCCUUGGAAUUAUGACUACUUCUCUUUUCUUAUUCCUGUUCACGACGAGGCGGCAAAUAUUGACGCAGUUAUUAAACCUUUUCAAUGGCCGGUAUGGAUUGGCCUUGCAAUUUCCUCGGUUAUCGUCAUCGUCAUUCUGUUUUUAAUUCAACGUUAUCUGGACAAUCGAGUCGGACUGGAACGGGAUUCGACAUCAAACGAAGGGGAAAAUGCAAAUUCUACUAGGGUACACGGACAGCCAGGAAGCCAGUACCUCUACGUACUAGGCAAUUUACUGUCACAAAGCGGCCCUUGCACUUCAAGGCGUUUAUCCUUUCGCCUCGUAGCUGGGGUGUGGACCUUGGCGGCUUUCAUUUUCGUCCAAGGCUAUAACUCGACGCUCUUCACUUACGUUGUGGCUCCAGUGAAACUACCGUUAAUCAACUCCGUUUACGAUAUUGCUGAGAGUUCUGACAUCGUUUUACUCGUGAAAAAAGCAGGGACAAUCGACACUUUGAUUUCGGAAAGUCCAAACACCAGUAUAUUUUCAAAACUGCGUGCUAGGGUCAACUCAUUCCCCGACUCCCGAUGCACGCUGGUAGCAGACUGCAUCCGACUUGUUAACCCAGGAUCAAGAAAAGUUUUCAUUGACGCGAAUAUUUAUCACCUAGAUGCGAUCAGGGAAGAUUUUCAGAGAACAAAGAAAUGUAAUUUGCAACUGGCAAGGGAUGGUUUCAUUAGCAUCAUUACAACCUUUGCCCUACCCAAAGGCAGUCCAUACACCAAAACUAUUAGCCAAGGCCUUUUGGAGCUACAUCAAACUGGCCUAAUCAACUACUGGGAUAUAUGGUUCCGUCCAAUGCCUGGUCAAUGCAUGGAGAACAUUAAAAGCGGAUACUCGAAACCCAAGAACAAGCAUCCACCUUUGUCGCUCAAGAACUUAACUGGUGCGUUCCUCGUCCUUUUAGUUGGAUUGUGUCUAUCCCUUUUAGCGUUUCUCGGCGAGAGAGUGUUUUUUAUGACUGAACACCGUCGCCAUCGCAGCAGUGAAUUACAGAAAACAGGAAUAUCUGAUGUCACUGAGUGAUUUUGCAACACAGCACGUGAGUAAACAUAGAGGUGCGAGCGAGUGUGUAUCGCUCUGAACA